Messenger RNA from Morchella importuna, 1068 nucleotides. RefSeq lists its product as uncharacterized. NCBI's taxonomy places the organism in Eukaryota, Fungi, Ascomycota, Pezizomycetes, Pezizales, Morchellaceae. Gene Ontology annotation, biological process: telomere maintenance; DNA repair. The coding region runs from base 1 to 1068 and encodes 355 amino acids. Gene Ontology annotation, molecular function: DNA helicase activity. The transcript has a single exon. The record is from RefSeq and is a predicted model, not a curated record.
AUGUAUCGAAAGGGUGGUGGAGAAUCUACAGCAUCGACUUUGCUUAGAUAUUUCUCUAGGCCCCGAGAUACAGUUUUCCAAGAUUUGACUUAUAUUCAAUACUACGAGAAGUGGAUUCUGUACUCGAAGUCGUCAACCACUUUCAAAGAUACCGAUUUCCUUGAAGAAAUAUGCAAUAGUUAUCCACAGUUUAUUGUAAGAGCUAGGAGAAAGAAUGAAGCAAUUGCCCGAAUCGAUACAGUCUCCCCGAGAAUUGGAGAAUUAUUCUACCUGCGAGCUCUCCUACUGCAUCGAUCAGCUUAUUGUUUCGAGGACCUAAAAAUUGUCAAUCAAAUUACAUACUCAACAUUCCAAGAGGCAGCAGCAGCAUUAGGUCUCUUCGAAAAUCAGUCGGAGGGGAAAGAAAUUAUGGCAGAAGCUGUCCAAAGCUUUUGCAGUCCUAACCAGCUACGAUUCCUGUUUGCACAUCUCCUGAUGAAUAUUCCAGUGGCAGCUAUUGAAUUGUUCGAGGAAUAUCAGGAGGCUCUCUCGGCAGAUUAUCUUGACCAAUAUGAUUCCCCGAUAAUGGUUAUGAAUAAAUGUUUGGAGGGGAUUGCAAGACAUUUGGCUGCUCAAGGUAGUAGGUUGACUGAUUUUGGGUUACCCCAAUCUCAAAACCUCACAGAUGAAAUAUCCAUUGAGACUCUUGCAUUUGAUCAUCGUAGUAUCGAACUUACUGAGAUGGCAAUAUUAUCACGGGAACAGUUAUUACCCCAACAGAUGGAUGCUUUUGAUACUAUCAUGAAUAAUAUCGAUAAAAUAGCAAUCGGGGAGAUUCCUGAACAUACAUGUUUCUUUCUGGAUGGAAAAGCUGGUUGGGGCAAAACAUAUGUUGUAAAUACGAUCGUAAAUUAUCUAAGAGGGCAAGGAGAUAUUGUUGUUAUUACUGGUUCGACAGCUUUGAGUGUUACACUAUAUGAGAGAGGUCGUACUGCACAUUCUGCAUUUGGUAUUCCUGUCGUUGAGGUAAAGCUAUCCUAUGAGAAGGUUUUAGUAAAAACAGUCAUUGACAUUACAAUAUUAGAAUAA